AUGAGCUCACGCCAACUCGGUUUCAUGCGUCUUGUCAGCACAUUUUUCGCAGGGGUCUGCUCAAGAUACGCAAACAAGGAGAAAGAUGAUUUAAUUGACAUAUGUGGACGACGAGGAGUGCAGGAUACCGUUUCUGAGCGAAUUAUUAAUGGUACCGAGGCGACUCCUGGCCACUGGCCGUGGAUGGUGGGGCUGUAUAAUGCAGAAGACCAAUUCAAAUGUGGUGGCGUUUUAAUAAGCCGCCAGUUUGUUUUGACUGCUGCUCAUUGCUAUUGGACCAAAAACACUACAGGUUAUCUUUCAGUUCGCCUGGGAAGUACGAAAAAAACCUAUUAUACCGUACAUUGUCAACGAAAUAAAGGCAAAAAUGUCCAUCUAGAAAGGAGUGACACAACAGUCAUCCAUGAGGAUCUGGAAGAUCAAAUCAUUUGCCUGGAAGUGGAUUACGCCUGUGUACCCCUUCAGGACAACUGUACCCUUAAUGUGAAAAACCUUGCACUAUUGAAAUUAAAAGAACCGGUCAAUUUUACAACGUAUAUUCGCCCAAUCUGCCUUCCUGAACAUUGCGAAGAACCGCCUUCAAAUGCCAGCAUCUACGGUUUGGGCUGGGGCAUAGCUUAUGUACGCGUGAGAUUCCUGUCAUUGAGAGGCCUCGGAUUCUUAAAUGCUAACACAAUCAAACCAAAUGUGGGCGCUUCUAUAUGUUUCCUUAAUCUAUUUCUUUGGAACGGCGUGCAGGCACACGCUAGUUUUUGA
Messenger RNA from Ixodes scapularis (black-legged tick), 756 nucleotides. Its product is annotated as serine protease 48-like. Gene Ontology annotation, molecular function: serine-type endopeptidase activity. The coding region runs from base 1 to 756 and encodes 251 amino acids. Gene Ontology annotation, biological process: proteolysis. The record is from RefSeq and is a predicted model, not a curated record. The transcript has 5 exons. NCBI's taxonomy places the organism in Eukaryota, Metazoa, Arthropoda, Arachnida, Ixodida, Ixodidae.